Molecule: messenger RNA, 147 nt
Organism: Protopolystoma xenopodis
Lineage: Eukaryota; Metazoa; Platyhelminthes; Monogenea; Polystomatidea; Polystomatidae
Source: the annotation of a GenBank genome assembly
GCCUUCGUGCAUUGGUAUGUAGGCGAAGGCAUGGAAGAGGGUGAGUUUUCGGAGGCUCGUGAAGAUCUGGCGGCUUUGGAGAAAGACUAUGAAGAAGUUGGAAUAGAUACCGUGGAUCAGAAUGCCGAUAACUCUGAUGAUUUUUAA